AUGGAUAAGUUUAUCAUACCACCUAUUCAUCGUUUUACACAAGUAAAAUCAUUAAUACUUUGUUGUUCAGCACUUAUGCCAUUAGACGUCCUUCAAACAAUUAUGGAUUUUUAUCAAAUCGAAGAACUUGAUAAUACUGAUAUUGAAUCAAUAUCAAGGCGUGAGCUUGAAAAAAUAAUAAAACAUUUGCCUCGAUUAAAUACUCUUAUUAUGAACUAUAAUCCAUUAUUUGUGAUACCAUCACAAAUUCACACUCUUAUGUUACGCGGUGAUAAUCAAUCGGUAUCUAUUAAUAAUCUUUGGCGCACAAUACAAAAUGUUAAAACUCUUGGAACUUUAACUAAUUCACAAGAUAGGAUACUUGAUAUUAUAGAUCAGUUUGAUCAUAUUACCAAUCUUUUAUUCACAUACUGCGACUUUGCGCAGGGUGAUUGCAUGGAAUUCUUUAUUGAAAAGUUAAGUCUUCAUUGGUUGGAAGAUAGUUCGUAUCGUCUUAGAAUGAAUCAUUUUACAUAUCGGAAAGGAUAA
Rotaria socialis is the source of this 528-nucleotide messenger RNA. The record is from the annotation of a GenBank genome assembly. Lineage: Eukaryota; Metazoa; Rotifera; Eurotatoria; Philodinida; Philodinidae.